Perognathus longimembris pacificus (Pacific pocket mouse) is the source of this 2339-nucleotide messenger RNA. It is a transcript of the gene Otx2, whose product is annotated as orthodenticle homeobox 2. Gene Ontology annotation, molecular function: DNA-binding transcription factor activity, RNA polymerase II-specific; RNA polymerase II cis-regulatory region sequence-specific DNA binding. The record is from RefSeq and is a predicted model, not a curated record. Gene Ontology annotation, cellular component: nucleus. Bases 415 to 1308 code for a protein of 297 amino acids. Gene Ontology annotation, biological process: regulation of transcription by RNA polymerase II; multicellular organism development. The transcript has 5 exons. Lineage: Eukaryota; Metazoa; Chordata; Mammalia; Rodentia; Heteromyidae.
UCCCCCUGUUGUGUGUUUUUAUUAUUUUCCCUCUGGCUUAGAUGUGUCAAUCAUUCUCUCCCUGCCAUUGGUUGGAGAGUUUGCGUCAAAAAGUUGCCAGAGAGGCGCUUUCUCAGCAAAUCUCCCCGAGAGCGGAAGCCACCUCAGCUCCAACUCAGCCUUCCACUGUUAUGAAAAAUAAAAAUCGCUAGCACAGCCCUCACUCACCACGUCUACUCUGAUAGCUGGCUAUUUGGAAUUUUGGAGGAUAAUUUGGUUUUUUUGCCUUCUAACCUCCAAUGCGGCUAUAAGUUCCUCCACGCCAAACCCACCCACCCACUAAGGACCCUGAACCUGUCCAUCCCAGGUGAAUCGAGACCUUCUGGCUGGGUUCCCCCCAUUUGGGCUGACUUUGCGCCUCCAAACAACCUUAGCAUGAUGUCUUAUCUUAAGCAACCGCCUUACGCAGUCAAUGGGCUCAGUCUGACCACUUCGGGUAUGGACUUGCUGCACCCCUCCGUGGGCUACCCGGGGCCCUGGGCUUCUUGUCCCGCAGCCACACCCCGGAAACAGCGGCGAGAGAGGACCACGUUCACCCGGGCUCAGCUCGAUGUGCUGGAAGCGCUGUUUGCUAAGACCCGGUACCCAGACAUCUUCAUGCGGGAGGAAGUGGCUCUGAAAAUCAACUUGCCCGAGUCCAGAGUGCAGGUAUGGUUUAAGAAUCGAAGAGCUAAGUGUCGUCAACAACAGCAGCAACAACAGAAUGGAGGUCAAAAUAAAGUGAGGCCUGCCAAAAAGAAGACAUCUCCAGCUCGGGAAGUGAGUUCAGAGAGUGGAACAAGUGGCCAGUUCACUCCCCCCUCUAGCACCUCAGUCCCGACCAUUGCCAGCAGCAGUGCUCCUGUGUCUAUCUGGAGCCCAGCUUCCAUCUCCCCACUGUCAGACCCCUUAUCCACCUCCUCUUCCUGCAUGCAGAGGUCCUAUCCCAUGACCUAUACUCAGGCUUCAGGUUAUAGUCAAGGAUAUGCUGGCUCAACUUCCUACUUUGGGGGCAUGGACUGUGGAUCUUAUUUGACCCCUAUGCAUCACCAGCUUCCUGGACCAGGGGCCACACUCAGUCCUAUGGGUACCAAUGCAGUUACCAGCCAUCUCAAUCAGUCCCCAGCUUCUCUUCCCACCCAGGGAUAUGGAGCUUCAAGCUUGGGUUUUAACUCCACCACUGAUUGCUUGGAUUAUAAAGACCAAACUGCCUCCUGGAAGCUUAACUUCAAUGCUGACUGCUUGGAUUAUAAAGAUCAGACAUCCUCGUGGAAAUUCCAGGUUUUGUGAAGACCUGUAGAACCUCUUUUUUUGUGGGUGAUUUUUAAAUAUGCUGGGCUGGACAUUUCCAGUUUUAGCCAGGCAUUGGUUAAAAGAGUUAGAUGGGAUGAUGCUCAGACUCCUGAUCAAAGUUCCAAGAGGCAUAGAAGGACAAAUGAAGGGUCUUAGAGGAGCCUACCAACCAGCAACGGAAAUGGACAAACCAAUCUACUUAAGAUCCUGUCAUAGUUUUAGAUCAUUGGUUUUCCUGAUUUCCAAAGUGAUCAAUUGAACCUUCUAGCCAUGUGCAACCCAACACUACAUUAAAAAAAAAAAAUCAAACAAAACUAAGUUGUGAGGGAAGGGCGGGAAGGCCAGAGCCUUCAGAAGCAAAGGUGAUCUAAUGUUUUAGCCAAUCCUUGGUUGAAUCUUAGAAAUGAACAGUGUCUCAAGCUCAUUCACGUUUCAUGACCAACUGAUAGUUGGCACUGAAAAACUUUUCAGGGCUGUGUGAAUUGUGCGACUGAUUGUCCUAGAUGCACUACUUUAUUUAAAAAAAUAAUGUUCAUAAGGAGUCAAUAUGUAGUUUAAGAGACAAUCAGUGUGUGUCUUAUAUAAAUGGUACAUCUGUGGUUUUUAAUCUGUGCUAGACUUCAAAACUGUGAUCUCCUGUUAUUGUAUGCAACCUUGAACUCCACCUCUGCAGGAGUUCUUCUGUGAUUAAAUAGGUUAUAAUUAUAAGCAAAAUUCAGAGCAACUGAAUACCGAUUUAAAAAGAUUACCUUUGACUGGAGGUGAGCUACACUGAAACUUUACAACAAAAUGUCUCUGGACAAGGAGAGAGAAGAGCAACAGAAGGACACUAAUUCACCUGUAAUUUACUGUUGGUAAGCCUAGCAGUAAAGAGACAUUGGUCAAUUGCUCUGACCCUGAUGAAUUUUUAAACUGAGAUCAUUGUCAUUUAUGUUUGCAGAUGUUAACUGGAAAAGAUUUAUGCAUAAACCUUCUUUUCCUUGGAUUUGGCAGAAAUGUAUAAUUAUAUUAAAAUGGUUCUAGCACAA